AACCUUAUCAAUAUUUAUCCCACAGUUAUCGAAGAUAUACAGAGAUAUCCCUAACCUUGACCAGACUUUGUUGACGCCAGUUUAACUGUCCACAUCGCCUUCGUGACCAUAGGCAGUCCACCAUUUGGACUUCUCUCAAACAAACACCACAAUCUCGACAAGAUUUGCCCUAGCGACAUGCGAGAGCUAUGGCAACAGGACCGCAAGCAUUCUAUUGCCUGUGGCAGAAAGAGCAGAUCCGCGAGAGGCUCUUCGAAUUACUAUCAAACCAAGACAUCUGCAAUAUCCGCCUCGCAUCUUCGGCAUGUUGCAACCUCGUUACUAAACGGCUUUUCUUACGAACCCACCUGACUUUCACGGCGCAAACUUUCACUCGGCAGAGUAGGAUUGAGGCGUUGUCGAGAGUAGGGCAGCAUAUAGAACAUCUCACCUUUUAUUUUCCACAUUCCGAUGCAACCUUCUUACCCCCGCUGAUUCACCCCGAAAGUGGGCGUGAAAUUAGCUUCCUUUACAAGCCUCACACUUCAAUGGCAUCAGUUCUAGAGAGGCCCAAAUUCGCCAAUUCGGCGCUCGGUGAGAUCCUCACGGAACAAUACCCGCCAUUGUUCCACGCCGCAUCUAAUGUGCCGUCCUUCAUCAAUGCUAUGAAGUACCUGCCAAAUAUGAGGCACCUUACUAUAAAAACACCAGGCCAAGACCCAAGGGAGAGAUAUCGAAGGGAUAUUGUCGACUACGCACUUAUCAGCCUGCGGAUCUCACUGGAGAGGGCACCGAUGAGGAAGCUUACAAAGCUUUCGUUAUCAUCGGUCCACCCAUCUGCCUUCAUUUAUUUGCGACAUGUCAUAGGCUUUGGUUGUCUACCAUCAGCAGCUCGACGGUGGAGACAAAUCCGAAAGCUAUAUAUUACCGCUGAGUCGUGGGAUUUCUACGGUCCUUCGCCUGGGCUUGAUCAUUUAAAGAUGAUCGACGACUAUAUCCGGGAUUUUUCAAACAGCCUAGAGAAGUUAACAUUUACUUGGCUGGGCCAAAGGGGACCAUGCCCACUGUCAUUGGCGGCCGACCCAUUGUUUGCGCCGCCUCGGAGUUCGCAAAAGCUGUUCCAUGAAGUCACCUCGCCCAUGUCACCCUUACCACCACCGCCUCUGAGGAAGCCCAUCGUCUUCCGAAAAUUGCGUUACAUGGCAAUCCGGAACUCCACAAUGAACUCGCCACAAGUAGCUUCCUUAGUCGCGACGCAUCAACAUAGCGUCCGUGAGUUCGACUUCGAAAAUACCGUUUUAAUCAAUGAUGGUAGCUGGGACGAUGCAUUAGCACCUUUAAUGGACAAUACUUCUCGUAGCGGCCGUUGGACUAGGCAUUCAAUGGCAACUAUUUCUGAGGAAGUCGCAAGUAUUCAUUCCGAGGACGUAGAUGACGAGUUGUCAGAGGACUCGCCUGCUGUUUCCGCGGUAUCUCAGGAGCUUCUGGAUCUCGACCUAAACGGAGGCGAACGCGAGGAACACGAGGAACACGAGGAAGAUGAACCACUAAACCAGGAAGAAGAUCUUCUUGACCUGCCUUCGGAUCUGGAGGCUGCCCGACAAGCUAGUAUCUCGUUUCCGAACAAGCUUAAGAAGCGUCGCGUCACGAAGAGGCGCCGCAGAAAGAAGCCUAAACAUGAUCAUACAGACGAUGAGCAGGAACAUCGUGAGCGGCAUCAUCGUCGGCAACUUUCCGAUGAUUCUAUAGACCAGCCCAGCUAUGAGCAUCGCCGUCACCGCCGCCGGCAUCCGAAGACCAAGGAACAUCCGGAGGAGCAGCUGGAAAUCCAUCCUCGUAAUCAUAGCUACCGGCCCUCCGUCGAAUCGUUCACUCGGCCCCAGGAGCCUCCACGGUUAUCCGUCUCGUCUCAGUCCUCUCGCCCGCGAUUAUUCGGCGAGGUGAACAGCGUGUGCUCCACCUCGUCGCGGCGGCUCUUCGGCGAAGUCUCGCAACUCUCCAACCCGGGUUCGGAGCCCGAGCUCACCAACUCGCCCAUCGACGAGUCGGACUCCGUCGUCGACGAAUACUUCCGCCCCAGCACCCCCACCACCACGACUCCUACCAUGGACAUCUCAGCCCCCAUCCUCAACACCGCGCCUAGCAUGCCCAUCCUCCUUUCACCCACCGUCUACGACCCGACCGCGGAGCUCUGCUCCGAGAUCACGGCCGUGCAGCGCGACAUCGAGGCGGAAGAAGCUCAAAGGCUGGUCGCUCAAGAUACCGAGAUGCAGACUAGCGCCCUAAAGAGGGCUAAGGAGCUCGUGCUCAGUCGUCUGGGCAGCCAGUUCUCGAGCGGCGCGAGUAGUUACUACAGUAAGAAGAGCUCCGGCGCCGGUUCGCGGAAGGAGAGCUUCGGCUCUGGAAGCUUCCUUAGCGGCGCGAGGUUUCGCGAGGGUCUUUUUGGCAGGAGUGUCCAUACUCCUCCGGUUGUGAGCGGGGCGCUGCAGCCGGGGAGGGAUCAUGGGAGUAUGGAUGUGCCGAUUUUGUUUAGUCGGGGGUGAUGAGGAUGGUGGUGGUGGUGGUGGUGGUGGUGGUGGUGAUGUGUAUGAUGAUGAGUUUUACGAAAAAGGGGGUGAGGUAUGAAAAGUAUGAGAUGUGAUGUGUUAUGACUUGUAAUGACUAGAUUUAUUUCUCACGAUCGCUAUGAAUGAACAUUACAUUCUUUUUUGUACAUCUUUAAAAAUAUAUCUAGCUAUUUAUAUCUUACUUUUGAUACGGUGUCUCUCAUGUCUUGAGCCAAAAUACCUCUUUACAUUAAGGGCGUACCUCCCUAAGUGC
Messenger RNA from Annulohypoxylon truncatum, 2799 nucleotides. RefSeq lists its product as uncharacterized. NCBI's taxonomy places the organism in Eukaryota, Fungi, Ascomycota, Sordariomycetes, Xylariales, Hypoxylaceae. The record is from RefSeq and is a predicted model, not a curated record. The coding region runs from base 189 to 2522 and encodes 777 amino acids. The transcript has a single exon.